UAUUAACGAGGAGGACUGAAAAGCCUUUAGAUUGCACGUUGUUCUGCAGUCCAGCGGGCGAGCGAUCCACCAUGAGUACCUUCGCGUCCAUCCUCAAGGAGAUCGGAGAGUUCGGCUCAUUCCAGAAGCGCUUGGUGGCCGCCUUGUGCGUGCCCAACAUCUUCGUGGCCUUCGAUGUCAUCGGUCAGGUUUUCACGGGCCUCGACUUCCCCAACCACUGCGACACCGAUUGGAUCCUGCAGCGGGUGGACGCCAGCCAGAGCCUGGAGAGGCAGAAGGAGCUCACCAUCCCCGUGAGUCCGGAUGGAAGCUUCCAGACCUGCUUCAUGUUCACGCCGGUCCAGGCCGAUUUGGAAACCAUCGAGCUGUACGGCCUCAACGCGACCUCGGCCUGCCUCAACGGGUCCAAGUUUGAGGUGCCGACUGGAGCGUCCAGCAUUGUGACAGAGUUUAAUCUGGUGUGUGACAGAAGAACGCUGAUUGAGGCGUCUCAGUCUAUUUACAUGGCCGGACUUCUUAUCGGAGCCUUUGUGUCGGGCACCGUAGCUGACAGGUUUGGUCGGCGCUUUGUGGUCUUGCUCAGCAUUCUUCUUCUUUGCCUAUUUGGCGUCAGUGCUGCCUUCUCUCCCAAUGUCCACGUUUAUAUUGUUCUCAAGUUCCUGUGUGGUGCGUCCAUGGCGGGAAUCCUGACCAACUCAUUCGUGAUAGGUGGCGAGUGGUGCGAGUCGUCCAAGUUUGCCUUCUGCACCAUCAUCAGCCAGAGUUUUUACCCCGUCGGUCUCAUGUUGUUGUCCGCUAUGGCCUAUUUCAUCCGCGACUGGAGGAGCCUCCAACUGGCCCUCUACAGCCCAAUUCUUCUUGUCCUGGCCGUAUUCUAUUGGAUCCUGCCAGAAUCGGCCCGCUGGCUCAUGACUCAGGGCAGGAAGGAGGACGCCAUGAAGGAGGUGCGCAGAGCAGCAAAAGUCAACAGGAGGAAAGUGGCGCAAAAUCUGCUGGACAAAAUGGAUGUGGAUGAGUCGCCCAGCAGAGGCAGUAUGUUGGACAUCUUCAGGGUGCCAUAUUUGAGAAAACGAGCGCUCUUCAUGGGCUACGUCUGGUUCGGAAUCAGCGUGGUGUACUACGGCCUGAGCCUGAACGUGGGCAACUUCGGACUGGACAUCUACUUGACGCAGCUGGUCUUUGGCCUGGUGGAGAUUCCCGCCCGUCUGGGUUCUCUCCCGCUCAUCCAGCGCUUCGGGAGGCGACGCUGUGAGGCCGUCUUGUUGUGUCUGGCGGGGGCCGCUUGCCUCUCGACCAUCGCCGUGCCCAAGGACCUUCCUGUCGUUGCGACGGUCAUAGCCAUACUUGGGAAAUUUGCAUCUACUGGCUGCUACUGCAUCGUGUAUGUUUACACAGCAGAGCUGUACCCCACCGCACUAAGGCAGAGCGGCGUGGGUCUGAACUCCAUGUGCUCUCGUGUGGGAGGCAUCCUGGCACCCCUGAUAAGGCUGCUGGGCGUCUACCAUGACGCCUUCCCCAUGUUGGUGUACGGCGUCGUACCUAUUAGCGCGGUGGCCCUCUGCCUGCUGCUGCCGGAGACCCUCAACGCUGAACUUCAGGAACACGUCGCACUAAAGAGGAUUGACACAACCUGCGUAGAGGAAGAAGAAAACUGAGGCAAAAGCACAGCAUUGUGUUUGAUAUGGACAAUCAGCAGCUCAUCAGAGGACUUUUGUUUACAUUACAUUCGUAUUUAUUUGUCAUGUAUAUAUUAUACCUACUUUCUGCCCACAGGUUAUUUUGUCACUACGUUAUGGCAAUUUUCAAAUCCUGUUCUUAAUCAAGGAAGACUUUCUGCAAUGCAUUGAUAUGAAACGCAGUUACAGCGUUUGGCCAGUAGAUGGCAGCAAAAUGACAAAAUAGGCUGACAAUGUGCGCAAGUGGGUGGGUCGCCUGCCUCUGUACAUUUAAUGGAGCGGGUC
This is a messenger RNA of Syngnathus acus (greater pipefish), 1961 nucleotides long. RefSeq names its product solute carrier family 22 member 13b (gene slc22a13b). Gene Ontology annotation, biological process: transmembrane transport. Gene Ontology annotation, molecular function: transmembrane transporter activity. The record is from RefSeq and is a predicted model, not a curated record. Bases 72 to 1655 code for a protein of 527 amino acids. The transcript is spliced from 10 exons. Lineage: Eukaryota; Metazoa; Chordata; Actinopteri; Syngnathiformes; Syngnathidae. Gene Ontology annotation, cellular component: membrane.